Myzus persicae (green peach aphid) is the source of this 2134-nucleotide messenger RNA. Its product is annotated as stearoyl-CoA desaturase 5-like. The record is from RefSeq and is a predicted model, not a curated record. Lineage: Eukaryota; Metazoa; Arthropoda; Insecta; Hemiptera; Aphididae. The transcript has 6 exons. Gene Ontology annotation, biological process: unsaturated fatty acid biosynthetic process. Gene Ontology annotation, cellular component: endoplasmic reticulum membrane. Gene Ontology annotation, molecular function: iron ion binding; stearoyl-CoA 9-desaturase activity. Bases 208 to 1428 code for a protein of 406 amino acids.
GCUUCACCAUACGAUCUUCGCCUAUUCUAUAGUUAUUAACGAUUACGAUUAAACUACCUAUACACUCGUCAUGAAAGUGCGUCGCAUUAUAUUUUAUUGAUGUGAAGUCGGAGUGCAAUACAGUCUGUGCAUUUUGGUGCUUGUGUCGAAUUCAAAUUUUCGGGAUCCAUACGAUCGUACAAGGGAGAUUGAACACAAAUUGUAGUCAUGAGAUACAGGCUGAUUUACACGUUGCUGGCCACCGCGCAGGAGCUUCUGUUCGGCAAGAAAUUGUUUUUCGACUGGCAGCUCGGCGACAACUGGGCGCUGAAGAGCAUGGAGAUUUUGGACAAAGAGUUGGCGGCGGUCGAAAAUGAUCGGAAAGACAGCGGUAGUCCGCGGCCGAAGGACCCGAACCAGCCGGAGUACGUGUACCGCCGGCAGAUCGUCUGGUUCAACACCAUCGGGUUCCUCGUGCUCCACUUGGGUGCCGUGUACGGCCUGUACUUGUUUUUGACAUCGUCGAUGGUACUCACUAUGCUGUGGACAUUGCUGGUAGCGGGUGCAAGUGCGUUCUCCGUCACCAUGGGCGCUCACAGACUAUACACGCACAGGACUUUCAAAUGCAACGAUUGGGUAAAAGCACUGCUGGUGUUCGGGCAGACGGUCGCUGGACAGAACUGCUUGUACGUUUGGAUCAGAGACCACCGGCAGCAUCACAAGUACAGCGACACGGUGGCCGACCCGCACAAUGCGUCUCGGGGAUUCUUCUUCUCGCACAUCGGAUGGUUGAUGGUGCGCAAACAUCCAGAAGUCAUUGAGAAGGGCAAGAAGAUCGACAUGACUGACAUCGAAAUGGAUCCGUACGCCAUGUUUCAGAAAAAAUAUUACAAAAUACUGUUCACGAUCUUGGCCAUGCUGAUGCCGAUGGUGGUGCCAUUCGUCCUUUGGGGGGAAACCCUGUGGAAUGGCUUCUUCGUGUGCUUCCUGUUUCGACUGAUGACAGUCCUGAACUUGACAUGGCUGGUCAACAGUGCUGCACAUCUGUACGGAAACAAACCAUUUACCAACGACAUAAUGCCCGUGGAGAACAUUUACGUGUCCAUGUUCGGGCUGGGCGAGGGCUGGCACAACUAUCACCACUCGUUCCCGUGGGACUAUCGGGCCGCCGAGUUUGGGCAGUACUUCAACCUGACCACUAUGCUGAUCGACUUUUUCGAAGAGAUGGGCUGGGUGUGGGACAAGAAGUACGCGACGCCGGCCAUGGUCCGGAGCCGAGUGACCAAGCGCGGGGACGGCACCCACUGCAAGUACGCCCGUCCGCAGUCGAAGGACGGCGGCGAGCCCUCCGAGCCCGUGGCCGACGACGACACUUACGAGGAGCUGUUCUGGCUGGAGGAGCGGUCGGCGACGGCCGCCGAGCGUGUGGCCGAGGCUCAGAAGGGCUAAAUUUCGCCGGACAAUAUCACAUAAUAAAUUAUACCCAAGUCUAUAUACACUAUAUUAUAUAGUUAUUAUUAUUAUUAUUAUUAUUAUUAUACGUCACCUGUGGAUAUUUUUAAGAAAUAUUUUUUUUUCUUAUUUUUUAUAUCAAUUUAUGUAUAUGUCGACCGAUGACGUGUGGCUCUCUCUCACUCUCUUUCUCGCUGUAUGUUCAUAAUAUUCGGGUGGCUUGACGAUAUCAUACCAACAUUCAUGACAGAUGUGUAGGAAUCACAAACAUUUGUUAUUAUAAUAAUGAUAAUAAUAUAUUAUACAGUGCUCGAAUUGGAAAAAUAAAAGAGAUACUUUUGAAGGUACCUUUUUUUAGUAUAGGCGACCCCGAAAUAUAGAAUAAAUAGUGUAGGAGCUUCGCCAAUUCGAGUACUUAUUUUACGUAUUUAAUAAAUAUCGCGAUCUUAUUCUAUUUUACGAAAUCUCAACUUUUACCACUUAUUUCAAUGCUAAAAUUAUAGCAGCUAUAAACGCUAUAUGGGUAUUAAUAUAGUGAUAAUGAUAAAUAUAUAAUUAUUGUCUGCAGUCAUUAUCUGAAAGAGUCAAUAAUAUAAACGUGUACCUUAAUAUAUCAUAAUGUUAAUAAUCUUUGUUGUUGUUUGGAAUUAUUAUAAAAUAUGUAGAUCGUUUAAUAGUAAUAUAGUCGUUUUUUAUGUACGUA